Molecule: messenger RNA, 738 nt
Organism: Penaeus chinensis
Lineage: Eukaryota; Metazoa; Arthropoda; Malacostraca; Decapoda; Penaeidae
Product: trypsin-1-like
Exons: 3
Coding region: 267-560 (97 amino acids)
Biological process (GO): proteolysis
Molecular function (GO): serine-type endopeptidase activity
Source: RefSeq, a predicted model, not a curated record
CGCCUUCUCUUUACCAACCCCGUGUCCUUGUUUCGCCUUCUCUUUACCAACCCCGUGUCCUUGUUUCGCCUUCUCUUUACCAACCCCGUGUCCUUGUUUCGCCUUCUCUUUACCAACCCCGUGUCCUUCUUUCUCCUUCUCUUUACCAACCCCGUGUCCUUCUUUCUCCUUCUCUUUACCAACCCCGUGUCCUUCUUUCUCCUUCUCUUUACCAACCCCGUGUCCUUCAUUCCUCCUUUCCAGACGGAUACCAGCCAGACAGACCCAUGGAGGUGACAGUACCAAUCAGGACACAGUCGGAGUGUGAAGGGGCGUAUGGGAGUCAAGCCAUCACAGAUAACAUGAUAUGCGCCGGGCUGCCUGAAGGGGGGAAGGACUCGUGCCAGGGAGACAGCGGGGGCCCCCUGACCGUGGCUGAGGGCGACGGACGACACUACCUGGCCGGCAUCGUCAGCUGGGGGUACGCUUGCGCCGAGCCGGAAUACUAUGGCGUUUAUACCGACGUGCCCAAUUACAUAGAGUUCAUUCACGAAACAGUAACGAAAGCAACAGACGCAUGAACUUGAGUCGUGGUUAAUGUGACUCGCCUUCACCCUAUUUACCGCUGCGCCAAUAGGAGUGUCACGCAGCCCAGGAGAGUACCAAAGGAUGGCUCCGGAUACCACGGGACGCGACGGAACUAAAAUGAAUUCCAUUGAACUGAGAGAGAGAGAGAGAGAGAGAGAGAGAGAGGGAGGG